Molecule: messenger RNA, 935 nt
Organism: Clupea harengus (Atlantic herring)
Lineage: Eukaryota; Metazoa; Chordata; Actinopteri; Clupeiformes; Clupeidae
Product: neurogenic locus notch homolog protein 1-like
Exons: 4
Coding region: 1-879 (292 amino acids)
Biological process (GO): axon guidance; Notch signaling pathway
Cellular component (GO): signaling receptor complex; cell surface; plasma membrane
Molecular function (GO): calcium ion binding
Source: RefSeq, a predicted model, not a curated record
AUGCCAGAGCUGCCCUCUGAUGACCGCCUGCUUAAACCAUGUCCAGAGGGUCAGAUCAGUGUUAAAGAUCCUGCAGUUUCUAAUACCUCCUGCCAUUGUCGUCAAGGAUACCAAGGGAGUGCAUGUAACCAGGACAUCGACGAGUGCUCAGUAGGCUCCAACCCUUGUGAGUACGGUGGGCGCUGCAUCAACAGUUUGGGUUCCUACAGGUGCCAGUGUCUGCUGGGUUUUAUGGGGUCCCACUGUGAACUGGAUGUGAAUCAGUGUGCAUCAGGUCCCUGCAAGAACAAUGCCACCUGCCUUAAUUUGAUUGGAAAAUACAAAUGUAUCUGCAAAUCAGGUUUUGUUGGUCCUCAGUGUCAAGGUGUUGUUUGUGGUCAGCAGGUGUGUCAAAAUGGUGGUACGUGUCUAACAACAAGAGGAGGCAAUUUCUGCAGAUGUGUGAAUGGCUGGACUGGAGAUGACUGCAGUGAGAACAUUGAUGAUUGCCAAGAUGCAGCUUGUUCAGAAGGAUCAACUUGCCGUGACAGAGUUGGAUCGUUCUCCUGUAUAUGUCCACCAGGGCGCACUGGUGAGAACUUGUUUGUGUGUUCAUGUGUGUACAGUAGGUGUGUGGACCUCUCCACUGGAACAGAAACACCUUUAGAUGUGGGAUGUGUGUGUCUUUCAGGUGCUAACCCAUGUGAGCAUGGAGGGGCCUGCAUCAACACUGUUGGGUCCUUCUCCUGUGAGUGUCAAGCUGGUUAUGUGGGACCCCGCUGUGAGCGAGACAUCAACGAGUGUGCAUCCAAUCCCUGCCAAAACAACGCAAUAUGCCUUGACCAAAUUGGACAAUACAAGUGUAUCUGUGAACCAGGUAGAUUAUGUUUGCAUUUGUAGUAAACAUUUAGUCUCUCUUUUUUUCAUUAGACACAACAGAAGUGAAUAUAGAAACA